AUAGCGCACUGGAGGAAGCACAAGCACAUGCACAUGCAGGUUGGUGGUGGUCCCCUGCUCUCUGGAGUCUAAGCGGUCGAGGUCGGUGGGAGGAUGGCUGCAUGGAGAUUAUGUCUUCAUCUGGUGGUCUUAUGGGCAGCAGUGUCCCAGUCUGUGGCCAACAGUGUAGACCUGGAGCAAGCAGUGAUGUUCAAUGGAACUGGACCUCGUGAAGACUUCUUUGGGUACAAAGUGCAUCUGUUUCAGUCUGGAACAGAGAAAGGGAUUGUUGUGAGUGCCCCACUGCAAAACAAUGGAAGUGGUGGGAUCUUCAUGUGCAAUCACACAAGCUCAGACUGUGAUCCUUUUACCCUGCCGAAAGCAUCCCUAGCGAAUGAAGACACAGAUUUCGUUAAGGGAGUUGGAAUGUCAGUUGCCGUAAGAACAAAGCCAUCUCUCCAGUUUACUGCCUGCAGCCCAGCCUGGGCCCAUGAGUGCGAUGGGACUCCCUACUACAACAGCAUUUGUUAUCAGUGGGGCAAGACAGAACCGGUCUCCAACUUCACCUCUGCUUUUAAAGAGUGUGAAAAACAGGAGGUCGAUCUUGUAUUCCUCUUUGACGGAUCUCUAAGUAUGAAAACCGAGGACUUCAACAAAAACAAAGAUUUCAUUGAAACUGUAAUGAAGAGUAUGGAAAACACUUCAAUACAAUUUGCAGCAGCACAGUUCUCUUCAAACGUCCAAACAGUUUUCACCUUCAAAGACUUCAGGGAAAAGAGAGCCCUGCAAAAGCUGAAAGAUGAGAAGCACAUGAAAAGCCUGACUAACACCCAUAAGGCCAUGCGAUUUGUACUAGAGAAGCUUUUUGAAAAUCAAGCAAGUGGUUGUCAACCAAAAGCAACCAAAGUUUUAGUUAUCAUUACUGAUGGUAACCCUUCGGAUAAAGGAGAGCCCAUUAUCAAAAAGUAUAAAGAUAAACAUAUCAUCCGAUUUGUCAUUGCGGUUGGGAAUGACAUUAAUAUGGCUGUACUCCAAAAAUUAGCCUCAGAACCUAAUAACACCUUCUUCAUCCAAGACUAUGCUGGCCUCAGUGGUCUUCUGAAAGACCUGGAGACCAAAAUUUUUAACAUAGAAGGUUCUUCAGACGAUUUGGCACAGGUCUUUGAAAAUGAACUUUCACAGAGUGGAAUGAGUGCUGCCUAUGCUGAGGAUUCGUUGGUUGUGGGAUCUGUUGGUUCCAAUGACUCGAGAGGGUCUCUUCACCAAAUUGAGGACAGGUCCUCACCCGAUCUUGAAAUCACAGACCCAGACAUAGAGAAAUCUUCCUACAUGGGCUACAGCGUUGCUGUUGGGAAAAAUAAUGGUGUUGCCAUGUAUUUUGCGGGUGCCCCAAGAUACAAGCACAAAGGACAGGUCAUUGUUUUUAGUCAAAGUGGAAACGACUGGAGUGUCAAACAAAGAGUCAAUGGUGACCAGAUUGGUUCAUACUUCGGAGGAGAGCUGUGUGCUGUCGACAUUGACUCUGAUGGCUCUACUGACUUCCUAAUGGUGGGGGCGCCUCUGUACUAUCACCCCCAAAUAGAGGGCCUCAUGUAUGUCUACGCCCUUGCUGAAGAGAAUCAGCUGGUAUCAGUGCUGAACGUGUCCGAGUCUAGACAGGGCCGCUUCUCCUCCUCCAUCGCCUCCCUCAGAGACCUGAACGGAGACGGACUUCAGGACCUGGCGGUUGGGGCCCCGCUGGAGGACGACCGCACGGGAGUGGUGUACAUAUACCUCGGGCACGGAGAUAAGGGGAUCCGCUCAGACUACUACCAGCGAAUUACCGCAAAGUCACUGUCAGAAAGCCUGAGGCAGUUUGGGGUGAAGAUUGAUGGGACAUCUGACACGGACGGACUGACCGAUAUCGUCGUGGGAUCUUAUGGACAGGUCGUGCUGCUAAAGUCCAGGCCCGUCUUCAACGUGUCGGCCCACCUGUCCUUCAGCCCCUCGGAGAUCAGCAUCCUGCAGUUUGACUGCAUUGACCAGCAGGGGGGGCCUCUCCCCUUGAUCAACAUGUCCCUCUGUUUCCAGAUGAAUGAACAAACCAAAAGUACAACAGAUCGAAUGGCAACAGGGCUGAAGCUGGAGUAUGACCUGGGUUUGGACCCGGAGAGGCAGCGCAGCCGAGCUUUCCUCGCAGCCAAUGACAGCUCUUUGAGACGUGUCCGGACUGUGGUUCAUCUCAACAAUCCCAGAACUUGCAAGAUUUACACCAUGUACAUGCCACGCUGCGUGAUGGACACACUCACUCCUGUCGGCAUCCAAAUGAACUUCUCCCAAGCUGAGAACCACCAGCCAUAUGGAGUGUUGAAUAUCGACAGCAAGACUGAAGCUUCUUUGAAGGUGCCGUUUCAGAGACUGUGUAAAGGUGACGACUGCGUGGCAGACCUGCACAUGGAUUUUGAUUUCACCUCUGCAGAGAUGGUGGUGUUUACUUCGAAGAACAAUUUGUUUCUGAAACUGGCGCUGUCCAAUUGGGGGGAUGACUCCUAUAACACGAGUCUCCGUUUCCAGUACCCCCUAGGAAUCUCCCACUCAAAGCUAACAGAAAUUCCGCCGCAGAGGAAAACUUUAACCAACUGUCCGGAAAACAAAGAUGCACUUGAUUAUACCAUAUGUGAUGUGAGCCCUCCUGUGUUCCGCAGUAACAAAUCGGCCAUAUUCAAUGUGUCCUUUACCUUUAUCGAAGACAGUCUGAACUGGGGUGAUUUUAUCACGAUGACCAUCAUAGCACACAGUGACAAUGGAGACAGUGGCAAUGGGACAAUGGGCAGUACCUUCAAGGAUUAUAGUGUAACGAAGAGCCUCCCCGUUGUCUUCGCUGUGGGCCUAGCAGUCGCAUUCCCUCCUACCAUUUCUACGACAUAUGUGAGCUACUCACUGGAGGACAAAGGACCCAAGACACUGAAGCACGUUUACAAGGUUGCUAACACGAGACCGGUACCUCUUCCUGUUAGUGUGAGCUUCAUCUUCCCUACAAAACCUGAAGAGAACUUCCGAAUCACUGAUCCCACGAUCUCACACAAGAAAGAGGACAAUGCCACAAUAAACUGCACAGAGCCUCACAGCGUAGUAACCCAGAACUGUUCGCUGAAGGAAAGCUGCCUGAAAAUUGAGUGUUCCAUUCCCAUGUUAAAGAAAUAUGAUUAUAUUCUGUUUACUCUGACUGUCAAAGCAGCCCUCGACCUGAGUCCAAGUGAAUACACUUUCUCUGAACUAAGAUUCCCGAGAACCUUCAAAACAUCUGCCGAGAUCACUUACAACAAAACACGUUACAGACAAUUUGGGGACGACCAAAAGCAACUUGAUUACUUCCCUAGGCAGCAGGGCAAAACCACGGCUGAACUCAUAAUCCCAAUUCAUCUGCCAAUGGUCAUCGGCAUCGCAAGUUCUGGAGGACUGUUACUGCUGAUUCUUAUAUUUGUGGCACUAUAUAAGUGUGGCUUUUUCAAGCGUAAAAAGUUUGGGGAAGAAGGGUGCGAAGAGGACGAAGACGAUUUCCAAUUUCAGGGGGGCGAGCUGUCGCCGUCGUCCCCGAUGCCUGAAGGCAAGCCCCUUAUGGAUGAGGAGGAGCAGGGGCCCAAAACCAACGGCUCCUCCUCCCCAGCGGAUGACCCUGCCGCGCCGAGUGCAGACUCCAAGGCAGCAGAUGGCGACGUGGAUGAGUAAAGACAGUCCAGCACAGUGCACAAGUUGUAGCUGGGGUCAGAAGCUGCAGGUUCUUAAAAUAAUAAUAAUUCAAGAUUCAAGAUUUGUUUAUUACAUCUCAUUAUAGGUUUGAGGCCUAUAAAAGAGUACAAAUUAUUGUGGUUUUGUCUCCUCAGAAAAAUAAAAAAGGGUGGGAGGAUGGAAAAAAUGCAAAAUAAUAAUAUUAAUAAUAAUAACUUAGUUAAACUAUAUACAGUGCCUUUUCAUGGAACCAAAGGUCGCUUCACGAGGAGAAAUCUCACUGUUACCAGACCACAUGUGUGUGGUCUCCCUACCCCGUCAUCCGAGCCUGAUCUCGAGAAAUUGCGUCCAAUUUCUCAAGCAAACCAACAUCCAACAUUGCAUAUUUAUUCCGACCAGCCUGAUCUCCAAAAUUUCCGUGCUCCUGCACACGGAUGUUAAGGACAUGAAAUCUGAGUCCAGGAGCACGGAUUUUGCCAAUAUUCCGUGCUCCUGGACACGGAAUUAUUUUCCGUGAUGGACACACGGAAGUGCUUUCUAUAUUUCCACAGCACUGUGUUAACUCUAUCAUUUGAAAAUACAUACCAAAUGCUAAUUCGAAACAAAAUAAUGCUAUAGCAAUUUAAAUUGUGCCAUGACCAAAACAUUCCCUAUCCUUAACCUAGCAUUAAAGACAUAUUUUUGAGAAAUACCUUUUCCAGUUGGUUGAUGGGCUAUCAAAUUCAUAUAAUGAAUGAAAGAAUACUAGCUGUGCCCAGACCAAAACAAUCCCUAACCCUAACCUGUCAGUAAGAAAUGUUUUUUGAGAAAUAAUAUUUGACAUUAGAAAAAUCCUGGGAAAACACAAGACUGUGGAAACGUAGAGCUGUGAGAGUAUAGAGAGAGCACUUUCGUGUGUCCAUCACGGAAAAUAAUUCUGUGUCCAGGAGCACGGAAUUUUGGCAAAAUCCGUGCUCCUGGACACAGAUUUCAUGUCCUUAACGUCCGUGUCCAGGAGCACAGAAAUUUUGGAGAUCAUGUUGAUUCCGACGCUUCCCCUGCUGUCUAGAGCACAUAGGUAGCUCCUGAUUGGUCUAGCUGUGCCCUUCCCAAACCCAUCCCUAAAUCUAACCUGCCAUUAAUGCCAUGUUUUUGAGUUUUACAAUUGUGCCCUUCCCAAAACCAUCCCUAAACCUAACCUGUCAGUAAUACCAUGUUUCUGAGUUCUAAAUGUGUGCCCUGACCAAAACUUUCCCUAAACCUAACCUGUCACAGACAGCUGCAUGACCUCUGUGCAUGUGUGUCAAAGGGAAUGCGUUGUAAACGGUGUUUGGUUUGCGUUAGAUUAUUGACGCAAUUCGCUCGAGAUCUUGUAGGCCAUCCAUAGCUGAGGAGCCCUUGAGCAAGGCACUUAACCCCACAUACAGUAGAUCCAGGGACGGUUGACAAUACCCUGUCAGUAGGUUGUUUUGGACGGAAAAAUGUCAGUUAAUUUGUAACGUUGUGAUGAUGUCUAACGUAUUGAUACCCAUAUCAACUCACUGAAUGUUACGAUCAGUGUGUACAGUGUUUAUGUGUCUUUUUUUGUCUGCAUUGAUUUGUUCAGAACUAUCUGUUAUGAUAUUUCCAUUUCCAGUGUUGUAACUUAGCCACAGUGCCUUAAAUGAUGCGUUUUUCUUCACAUAGUCAUACCAUUGUAUUGAAAAUAUAUUUUGUACAUUUCAUUAUCUAUUGCACCUGUAAUUACAUUACUUAUGCACUGUUGUAAUUUUAGGUGUUGUGAUGAAUACUUGCCAACGUGUUUGUUGAUGCUUUUAAAGGACCUGUUAUUGGACAAACAAAUUGUGGGGUGAAUGUCUAUGUAUAAUGUAAAGCAAGGUACUACGCACGCACAGAGAGAGAGAGAGAGAGAGAGAGAGAGAGAGAGAGAGAGAGAGAGAGAGAGAGAGAGAGAGAGAGAGAGAGAGAGAGAAACUGGGUAGGCCUAUUAACUGCAAUUUAUGUGAUGUUAAAUGUUUAUUACCUUCGCCAAGGAAGUUGUGUUUUUGGUCGCAUUUGGUCACAUUAGUUUGUCAAUUCAAAAAGUUAUGAACAGAUUUUGAUGAAAUUUUGUGGAGUUGUUUGAAAUGACAAAAGGAACAAGUGAUUGAAUUGUGGUGGUGAUCCCAAUCAAGAUCAGGAUCCAGGAUUUUUUUAAACGAUUCUUCACCAUUGCAGGAUAGGACGAAUUUUGACAUUCCCGUUUCUAUGUCCACAAAAACAAGGCAGAAAGACUUGGAGAAAAGAAAUUAGGCUGUAGGCCUAACAGUCAAAUGUUCUAGCCUAUCAAACAACUUCCUUGGUAGAGGUCUACACUCUCUGAAUGCAUUUCUAGUUUUUAUUUCAUUUUUCUCUGUGUCAUGCACUUACUGUACAUUACUGUAACAUUGAUUUUUUUGUUGUUGUUGUUGCUGUUAAUGUAGGCUAUAUUUUUAUUCAUGCUGUCCUCCACGGUUUGAAAUUAAAGCCAUGAACUGUA
Molecule: messenger RNA, 6184 nt
Organism: Engraulis encrasicolus (European anchovy)
Lineage: Eukaryota; Metazoa; Chordata; Actinopteri; Clupeiformes; Engraulidae
Product: integrin alpha-M-like
Exons: 30
Coding region: 94-3687 (1197 amino acids)
Biological process (GO): cell-cell adhesion; cell-matrix adhesion; integrin-mediated signaling pathway
Cellular component (GO): integrin complex; external side of plasma membrane
Molecular function (GO): integrin binding
Source: RefSeq, a predicted model, not a curated record